CUUGUUACGUAAACUACUCAUGUUUAAAAUGAAUUGCAAAAGCAAUAAACCUCAAAUCACUGCAUGAUUAUUAUCAUUUGAUAAGUAGAAAGAGGGUAGAGAGCAAAGUUUAGUAAAUAUGCUUAUACUAAGCUUGCUGUUAGUAGCAAUUUUUGAAAGAUGUAUUUAUGCAGGAAAUAUUUAUCCACGUGAUUCGGAAACCAGAGAUUCCAAGUUAUUAGACGGUAUAUGGAAUUUUAGAACAGCUGAUGCGCAAGAUCAAGAACGUGGAUUUCGAGAAAAAUGGUAUCUGAAACCCCUAUCUCAGACUGGUAACAUUAUUCCUAUGCCAGUUCCAUCCAGUUACAAUGACAUUACUCAGAAUAAAACAAUUAGAGAUUUUAUUGGAUGGGUGUGGUAUGAUAGAGAGUUUUUUGUUCCAUCUUUCUGGAUAUCUGAUUCAAGAAGAGUUGUGAUUAGAUUUGGUGGAGCUCAUUAUAAUACUAGAGUGUUUCUGAAUGGCCAAUCUAUAGUCAAUCAUACAGGUGGUCAUCUUCCAUUUUAUGCUGAUGUGACAAAAAUUUUAAAAAAUGGCUCAAAUCUACUAACUGUAGCACUUAAUAAUACUCUUACUCCCAGCACAGUGCCUCAGGGUAGUGUUGUUUAUGAAAAAGAUGAACAAAGAUAUCCUCCAGGUUACCAUGUUCAGAAUGUUAAUUUUGACUUUUUUAAUUAUGCUGGUAUUCACCGAAGUGUAGUUCUGUACAGCACCCCUAUUUACUACAUUGACGACGUAACAGUUUCUACAGAUUUCCAAAAUUCUACUGGUCUUGUCGAUUAUGUGAUAUAUUCAAAUAAGAAUAUUAACCAAGCCGCAUGUAAAAUUGAUGUUUUUGAUAAACAUUCUCGACCAGUUGCAUCUUCUAAAGGUUGUAAAGGAACAGUAAUGAUUAAAUCUGUAAAUCUGUGGUGGCCACAAACAAUGAGUUCUCAACCUGGAUAUCUGUACACUAUGAUGGUAAGUCGAAACUUUUUCAGUGCUUAUAUUGAAAAUAUAAAAUUCAGGAAAGUGGUGCAGCAUACUAAGAAAUUGGAUUCUAUCAGACCUGUUACAGUAGCAUUGAGUGCAGAUUUUAAUUCAGAUAAAAUUGGUCAGUUUCUGGAUGUAAUUAUGAUAAACAGAUAUUAUGGAUGGUAUAGUGAUAUUGGUCAUACCGAAGUUAUUGUCAAACAGUUACUGUAUGAUGUGACAAGUUUUCAUAAGAAAUAUUUAAAACCAGUUAUGAUAAGUGAAUAUGGAGCUGAUACUAUUGCUGGACUCCACAUUGACCCAUCAUAUGUUUUCACUGAAGAUUAUCAAGUAGAAUUUAUAAUUCAGUAUCACAAAGGAUUUGAUUUAUUAUAUCAGAAAGGAUUUUUUGUUGGUGAAUUAAUAUGGAAUUUUGCUGAUUUCCUCACUAGUCAAAGUUUAACUAGAGUCCUGGGAAAUAAAAAAGGAAUUUUCACAAGAGAAAGACAACCCAAAGCAGCAGCGAAGGUUCUUAGAUGUCGUUAUCAUCAUCUGGCAAACAGAACAAUUACAGAAGACAUGUAUUGUCCAGUUUAUUAUGCGGAGACAUGUUAAACAAUAUGUAUUGUAUAUACAAAAUUAUAUAUUGAAGAUUUUGAAUUAUAUCAAACAAGAUAUUUGUAUAAAAUAUUAAAAUCAUAUAAUAAAUUUGAAACUAGCUUUAAACACUGUUCUGCAAAUAAAUAAAAUGGGGAUAAAUACUGCUAAAUACUAUACUUAUAAACCAAAAAAUUUAAUGACUUAAGGGAGAAAUCCCUUUUUCAUGUAAAAAUUUUUAUUAAAUGGUGAUUUUACGUAU
Centruroides sculpturatus (bark scorpion) is the source of this 1847-nucleotide messenger RNA. RefSeq names its product beta-glucuronidase-like. NCBI's taxonomy places the organism in Eukaryota, Metazoa, Arthropoda, Arachnida, Scorpiones, Buthidae. Bases 119 to 1603 code for a protein of 494 amino acids. The record is from RefSeq and is a predicted model, not a curated record. The transcript has 9 exons. Gene Ontology annotation, molecular function: beta-glucuronidase activity; carbohydrate binding. Gene Ontology annotation, biological process: carbohydrate metabolic process; glucuronoside catabolic process.